AGAAGUUAGGCAGGAAGCGGAAGUGACGUGUUAAAGAAGCGCCUGCGGCGAGCCCGCCUCGCUUGCAUGGCGAUGAACAGCCGGCUGCAGGAGAUCAGGGAGCGACAGAAACUGCGCCGGCAGCUCCUGGCCCAGCAGUUGGGAGCUGAAAGUGCGGAUAGUAUUGGUGCCGUAUUGAACAGCAAAGAUGAUCAGAGGGAAAUCGCUGAAACGAGAGAAACCUGCAGGGCUUCUUAUGAUACUUUAGCACCAAAUGCAAAACGGAAGUAUCCAGAUGAGGGAGAGGCUGAUGAAGAAGAAAUUGAAGAAUAUAAGGAGGCUUAUAUUCACAGACAGCCCACUUCUUCCUUCAUUAAGAAGCGGAGUCAUAAUGAGGAGAGAAACAGCAUGUGCCUACAUGCAUAUAAAAUCUGCUUUAUUCCAAAGGAUGAAGUAGAACUGCAUCAAGAUGAAGAGAACCUGCCCUAUGAAGAAGAGAUUUACAAAGAUUCCAGUACCUUUCUGAAGGGAACCCAGAGUUUAAAUCCUCACAAUGAUUAUUGUCAACACUUUGUGGAUACAGGACACAGACCGCAGAACUUUAUCAGAGAUGUGGGCUUAGCAGACAGGUUUGAAGAAUAUCCCAAACUUAGAGAGCUCAUCAGACUAAAGGACGAAUUAAUAUCUAAAUCUAACACUCCCCCCAUGUAUUUACAAGCAGACUUGGAGGCCUUUGACACUAGAGAACUAAAGUCCAAAUUUGAUGUGAUUCUUCUGGAACCUCCUUUGGAAGAAUACUACAGAGAGACUGGCAUCACAGCCAAUGAAAAGUGCUGGACUUGGGAUGAUAUUAUGAAACUGGAAAUCGAAGAGAUUGCAGCCUCACGGUCUUUUGUCUUUCUGUGGUGUGGCUCAGGGGAGGGUCUGGAUCUUGGCAGAGUGUGUCUACGCAAGUGGGGUUACAGACGAUGUGAAGAUAUUUGUUGGAUUAAAACCAAUAAAAACAAUCCUGGAAAGACCAAGACUCUGGACCCUAAAGCAGUUUUCCAAAGAACAAAGGAACACUGCCUUAUGGGUAUUAAAGGAACAGUCCGCCGCAGUACAGAUGGUGACUUCAUCCAUGCUAACGUUGAUAUUGACUUAAUUAUCACAGAAGAGCCUGAGAUUGGCAACAUAGAAAAACCUGUAGAGAUUUUUCACAUCAUUGAACACUUCUGCCUUGGAAGAAGACGCCUUCAUCUUUUUGGAAGGGAUAGUACAAUCCGACCAGGCUGGCUGACUGUGGGACCCACCCUCACAAACAGUAACUUUAAUGCAGAAACCUAUGCCUCCUACUUCACUGCUCCAAAUUCCCAUCUGACUGGUUGUACAGAAGAGAUUGAGCGACUUCGACCUAAGUCACCACCUCCAAAAUCCAAGUCGGACCGAGGAGGUGGAGCUCCUAGGGGAGGAGGAAGAGGCGGGACUUCAGCUGGCCGGGGAGAGAGAGGGAGAGAGAGAAAUAGAACUAAUUUCCGGGGCGAAAGGGGUGGAUUCAGAGGGGGCCGCGGAGGUACCCACAGGGGAGGCUUCCCACCACGCUGAUUACAUUUCAGUCAUUAGUUCUCCCUCUGGUCCUAUGUCUCCUCUUCUCCAUAUCUUUUUUUAGUCUUGUUUCCACCGAGAUGAGUCAUUCCGGGGACUUUUUUAAUUGAUUGUGCUUUCUGCAAGCAGUUCCAGAUACUUUGCCUGCCCACAUCUGGCACAUCACCUUACUUGGCAGGUGGGAUCCAGCACCUGAUGUCAAUGAGCUAAAAAGCCUCCUGGCAGCUUUCAUUCACCAGGAAGGAGGUCAGAGCACACUGGGAACAUCAGAAGGGGUUAGUUCCCCAAGCUGUGAAUAGGAUUUGAAGAGGAGUUACUUGCUCUGAUCUUUUCCAACUUAGAAAAGAAUAAAAAAUCUUUCAGCUUUUUUCUUUAACGCUUCCCUAUAAAUGCUGAACAAAUCCUUCCCUUCCCUUUUGUGGAGGUAUCAUGAUGAUAAUACAGACUUGCAUUGUAUUUAUGGAAGGAAAAAUGGCGUGUCUAUAAUAGCAUUUAUUUCUUCCUCCCCUAUAUUCAUAACUAAACAGAGGAGUAAUAUUGAAUAAAUAGAGCUCUAUUUUUUUUCUAUUUGUUUUAAAUUUCCCCAGUCAUUCCUGGGAGUAGUUUUGUAGUAGUUUUAUUUUUGACUUGUCAAAUAUAUUUAAUACAUUUUUAUCUUUGAUGUUUGGACUGAAAAAACCAGAAACAAUUUUAUGUUGUCACUUGUAAUGCUUCAUGGAAAGCAAAAAGUGGCAGUCAUCCAUAUUUGAUCUAGAACUUCUGUUUACGUAGACAUGCAUUGUUUUAAAGUAGAGAAUCUUGCCCAUUGCCUGUUAACUGUCUUAUUCAUGACUAGGGAAAGCCAAGUUUUAUUACAAAAUAAAUGCAGUAUGAAUAAUGAAACAGCCCCAAUGGAGGUAAUAUUUGGGGAAAGGGAGAAAGCCAUAAAGAGGAAAAGUGCUUCCAGAGAAAUCUGGAUAAACUCUACCUGCACAAACAAUGCUCAGUGACUGAAAAAUUGUGUUUAAGCUUUGAAUAGUAAGUGGUGGGGAUGAGAAUGUCUUACAGAAAAUCAGCUUCAGAAUACAACUUCAAAAGAGAAAGUGAUACACCUUUAUUGUAACUGUGUGGUAUUUGGUUUUAGAAAAGCCAGCUCUGUAAAUCAUUUGUACAGUACUUGAUGCAUAUGAACAAAUCCUGGCCCCACUGAAGUCCAGGGGAUUUUGCUAUGGAUUUCAUUGGGACUAGAAUUUGGCCCUAGGACUCUUGUACUGCUUAUCUACUGAACUUUUAAAUGAAUGCCCUGUAAAGUGGUGAAUAAUGAAAUUUCUUUCAGUGUUGUUUUUGAUAAACAUCUUUCCUAAUAUUUUCUAGAAUUAUUUGGUUUUAUUUAAAUGCAGGUUUUAUUCAUUCUUCAACUUGCCUUUAAAGUUUCUAAUUUGUUGGUUUUCUGCUUAGACAAUUCAGCUUUCCUUUGUUUGUAAAGGAACAGAGGUUCCUAUUGUCAUAAUGGAUGAAAUCUCCAUCAUUGUUUUGCUUAGUAUAUUUUACUUACACACACACACACACACACACACACACACACACACACACACACACACACACACACACACACACACACACACACACUCUAUAAUUUGGACAGUUUACCAGACUCUGAUUUUAGUAACCGUAAAUGACAGUUGGUGAUGGGUGAAUAAAUCUCUCCAUUAUAUACAUUGUACUUCUACCUGUGUCACAUCUGCAAAGCUGAGGAGUGACUUGAAGUAGAAGUUGGUUGAGUUGGGGUCCUUGAAUCCUUGAUUUUCUAGAAUAUCAGUAGCUCAUUUGAACAUCAGUGAUGCUUGUAGCGGAUUGCAUCUGGAACAAGCCCAGACUGCUUAAUGGUUGUGUGCCACAACCUUGGAAUGGUUCUUAUUUUUCCCAAUUAUACUGUGCUCAUCCUGUGGUGUUUUAGUAGUGAAUAUUGUACAUGCUCAGCAUUACAGAUGGCACCCCCAUGCCACUGAAAACAGCUUCUGUAAAGGUGAGGAGGAAAGUGAUGUUAACCCAGUGUUUUCUUCCUCUGAUUCUUCUUCCUCACACACUUCUUCUCUACAAUUGAAGAACAAGUAUUCUGGCAUCAAAUAUGAAAGGAGCAUUGAAUCCUCGAUACUGCACUUUAACCUAAAAAUAACUCUUAAAGGAGAACUGAGAUGUCUUGCUUUAGUUCAGCAUGGCGGAGUUGGCAAAACUGCUUAAGAUGGGAAAGCAAUAAAUGUCUGUCAAUCGCUCUUAAGGCUUUAACUGCCUUUGGAUGCACACUGCUCCCACUGAUGCCAAUGAAAGUCCGAUUACACAUUGACAAACAACUUGCUCCUUGUUAACUGAUGAUGUUGACUCUCAGGAAAUAUGGAUUCUUGAAUGUCAUCCUGGGCAGUUUUCUGUACUUCAGAGGUACACUAGGGCUGUGUGCCCUGUUGUCAGCACUGAUACAGAGAGACUGUGUCUCCAUGUGACAAGGUAGUACAUUAUCCAUAUUUGGUCUGUCCUUGACUGACAACAUAUGCAGCUCAUUAGGGCUUUGUGGAGGUGACCUCCGUUCAUGAGAAACUGAAGUGAGGAUAUACUCUUUCCAGAUCGGCUAUAAAAAUGCCAACAUUUGGUAACUUCUGAUCACUCCUGGCCUGGGCCACACUUACACUUGUAUUCUGAGAGGAAAAGCUUUGUAUCCCAUUACUGAUGGCCAUCCAGUCUCUUGAUAGGAGCAUUUUCACAGGAGAGGGGUGAUAAUUGCACUCAUCCAUAAUUGGCUAUCAGGUGAGUCUUUUAUCUAACAUUUAGCUAAUUUGAGUGCUUCCCAUUCUUGAAGACAGAACCAAACAGAAAGUUCUCAAUUUCAAAUGUUGUCAAAUGCUUAAUGCCACCUUUCUUAUUUCUGCAGCCUGUUUUAGUAUAGCUGCUUAGUUCUUGUCAUGUCUGUCUGUUCAGGAAGUUACUUGUAAAGUAUGAUCUUCAAAGUUCUAUUUGUGCAGUAAGUGAAGGAUUUGACAAUUACAUGGGCUAGCCGCCUGGGACAGCUAAACAUGCUGCAUCAAAAGAAUUUUAAAACAUCAGUCGACUGCAAAUUGUUCUCUGUAAAUCUAGCCAUCUUGAGUCUUUUGCUCACAUAUGCUGUCACUUGUAAUA
Molecule: messenger RNA, 4710 nt
Organism: Mauremys mutica (yellowpond turtle)
Lineage: Eukaryota; Metazoa; Chordata; Testudines; Geoemydidae
Gene: METTL14
Product: methyltransferase 14, N6-adenosine-methyltransferase subunit
Exons: 11
Coding region: 67-1563 (498 amino acids)
Cellular component (GO): nucleus; RNA N6-methyladenosine methyltransferase complex
Molecular function (GO): mRNA binding
Source: RefSeq, a predicted model, not a curated record